Molecule: messenger RNA, 1660 nt
Organism: Poecilia latipinna (sailfin molly)
Lineage: Eukaryota; Metazoa; Chordata; Actinopteri; Cyprinodontiformes; Poeciliidae
Gene: ccs
Product: copper chaperone for superoxide dismutase
Exons: 8
Coding region: 31-954 (307 amino acids)
Biological process (GO): superoxide metabolic process
Molecular function (GO): copper ion binding
Source: RefSeq, a predicted model, not a curated record
GUGCGCGGACGUCUCUCUGACGUCACAAACAUGGCGGCGCCCGUUAGCUUGGCCGGUAGGGUCAUUUCCGUUUCCAGAAAACUCGGCGGUUUUCUGAUUAAUUCAGUGUUUAUUGCUCAGGCGGGGACAGUGGUCCACAACAUGGACACGGAAAGACCAGCCAAGCUGGAGUUUGCAGUUCAGAUGACAUGUGAAAGCUGUGCGGAGAAAGUUAGAGCCGCUCUGGAGGGUAAACCAGGAGUAAAGUCAGUCAGCAUCGAUCUCAGUAAAGAGCUGGUCCUGGUUGAGGCUGCGCUCACCAGCACAGAGGUUCAGUCUCUCAUUGAGAGUACGGGGCGCCGGGCCGUGCUGAAGGGCAUCGGUGGAUCAGAGCAAGAUCUGGGUGCAGCCGUGGCCAUGCUGUCUGGAGCCGGAUCGAUUCAGGGCGUGGUGCGUUUCUUGCAGCUGUCCGAAGAAGACUGCCUGAUCGACGGGACCAUCGACGGCCUGGAGCCCGGGCCCCACGGCCUGCACGUCCACACGCUGGGGGACCUCACACAGGACUGCCUCAGCUGUGGAGAGCACUUCAACCCAUUUGGGAAACAGCAUGGAGGUCCGGGGGACUCUGAACGGCACGUAGGUGAUUUGGGGAACGUAGUGGCUGGACCAGAUGGCCGAGCUUCAUUUAGAUUUGAGGACAGACAGCUGAAGGUGUGGGACGUGAUUGGUCGAUCUCUGGUCGUGGACUCCGGGGAAGACGACCUGGGUCGAGGCGGUCACUCUCUCUCCAAGCUGACUGGAAACUCUGGUGACAGGCUGGCCUGUGGGAUCAUCGCCAGAUCAGCGGGCCUUUUCCAGAAUCCCAAAAAGAUUUGCGCGUGCGACGGGGUCACGCUGUGGGAGGAGAGAGACCGGCCGGUUGCCGGGAAAGGUCGGAGCAAGAUAAACCCAGAGACGCCGCCGGCGCACCUCUGACUCUUCACAAAACCGGACAUUUUGUUGCCAGCGGGUCAGAGCCCUGAAAGAAGACGGAGCACUUGAAGAGUAAUUUAUAAAAGUCUUGAAAUUGCAAUAACCAUGCCGUCCUAUGAUCACUUCUAACGCACAAAAGCAGGGGUGGCAAACAUUAUAUUGUUUUGUAAAAAGGUGGAUUAGGAAAACCUUCUAAAGCAUAGAAAAAAAACACUUUACUGCAGACCUUCCUUCAGCUCCAGCAUUAGAUAAAUGCCUGUCCUCGUACCAUGUUCAGUUGCGAAGCUUCGUUUGAGAGUUUUGCUGAAGAGAUUCGAAUCUGGAACACCGACUGCAUUUGGAGCGAACCCAUUUUGCGUCCUAAUCGGUUCAGUUUAAAUCCGCAAGGAUGAUGUGAGUGGCUGGAGACGGAGAUUAAAGGGGCAGCAGGAGGAAGACUCCAGAUUGAAAGGGCAAAAGGGGCUAAUUGAGAGAGGAAGGCCUUUAGGGACUGCGCUCUCAGCAGUUUUUUUUUUCCUCCAGCAUUCAGUACGGAGUUUCUUUACUGCUGUUGCUGCCAACGUUAGGAUCAUAAAACUCAAGUGACAUUCCCAUUUCUCUUGUCUUGUGACAUUUUCUUUGACAAAUGAAUGUAUUAUGAUAACCAAACUACAACCUGCUUACUGUCGGUAUAUAUUUCUAUUUGAUUAAAAAAAAUCCAUAUCAGUAC